GCAACCUACCCAAGCAUGCAGCACUGCCCCUGAGUCAGCACUUGAGCUGAAGCAGAUCAGUCAUUGUCCCAGCCUUUCAAAUCUUACCCAGGUCACGAUGGUGCCGUUGGGACACUUAGCCAAAGGGGCCACUCUGGAGGAACUUCUUGAAACCUGCAUUCAGUCUUUUGAUUCAGAAGGAAAUGCAUGUCAAAACAACCAGCUGCUAAAGAUAAUUCUGGCCAUGCAUCAGUUUAUCAUCUCCUCUGCAGACAUGCUCCAGAAAGUCAUUGAUCUCUAUCUUAAUGCUUUAGAAGAUAAAUCUUCCAUGCUCUGUGUAAAGAUAUGCUAUUUUGUGAGGUAUUGGAUAACAGAGUUCUGGGUUAUGUUCAAAAUGGACUCUAAGCUAUCCACAACUAUGGAGGAAUUUCAAGAACUGGUUAAAGCUAAUGGUGAGGAGUUACACUGUCGUCUAAUUGACACAACUCAAAUAAAUUCUAGGGAUUGGUCUAGAAAGCUGACACAGCGUGUAAAAGCCAACACCAGUAAGAAACGGAAAGUCUCGCUUCUUUUUGAUCACCUUGAGCCAGAGGAGCUGUCAGACCACCUUACCUAUCUUGAAUUUAAGUCUUUCAGAAGAAUAUCAUUCUCAGAUUAUCAGAACUACAUUGUGAAUAGUUGUGUGAAGGAGAAUCCAACAAUGGAAAGAUCGAUUGCUCUUUGCAAUGGUAUCUCUCAGUGGGUGCAGCUAAUGGUUCUCAGCAGACCAACACCACAGCUUCGGGCUGAAGUGUUCAUCAAGUUCAUUCAUGUUGCACAGAAGCUCCACCAGCUGCAGAAUUUCAAUACAUUAAUGGCCGUGAUAGGAGGUCUCUGUCACAGUUCCAUUUCCAGACUUAAGGAAACAAGCUCAUGUGUUCCUCAUGAUGUAAUUAAGGUGUUUAAUGAAAUGACAGAACUGCUUUCAUCUUACCGAAAUUAUGAUACUUACCGACGUGCCUAUAAUGAGUGCAGUAACUUCAAGAUCCCAAUCCUUGGGGUCCACCUGAAAGACUUGAUAUCACUUCAUGAGGGCAUGCCAGACUACUUAGAGGACAAGAAAAUUAACAUAUACAAAUUAUACUCUCUGUACAACCACAUAAAUGAGCUGAUACAACUCCAGGAAAUGCCACUUCCCCUGGAGGCUAAUAUGGACCUUGUUCAUUUGCUUACACUGUCCCUUGACCUUUACUACACAGAAGAUGAAAUCUAUGAGCUUUCGUAUGCACGAGAGCCGCGAAGUCACCGAGCUGCUCCUUUGACACCUUCCAGACCACCAGUAGUUGCAGACUGGGCCUCAGGAGUAGCCCCAAAACCUGAUCCAAAAACCAUCAGCAAACAUGUUCAGAGGAUGGUAGAUUCCGUUUUCAAAAAUUAUGACCAUGAUCAGGAUGGAUACAUUUCCCAGGAAGAAUUUGAAAAGAUAGCUGCCAGUUUUCCAUUCUCAUUUUGUGUAAUGGCUAAGGACUGGGAAGGUCUGAUUAGCAGGGAUGAAAUAACAGCUUACUUUAUGAGGGCUAGCUCAAUCUAUUCCAAAUUAGGACUUGGCUUUGCUCACAACUUCCAAGAGACCACUUACUUAAGGCCUACUUUCUGUGACAACUGCGCUGGAUUUCUAUGGGGAGUCAUUAAACAAGGAUACAGAUGCAAAGACUGUGGAAUGAACUGCCACAAGCAAUGCAAAGACCUGGUUGUGAUAGAGUGCAAGAGAAGACCCAAAACUUCAGUUGCAGACAGCAGCCCAACAUCUGCGCUUGCUUCGAGCCUCUACCCAGUAGGAGUCAAAGAGCAAUUCCAUGGACAAGAAGAAGGGCCGUUCAUGUUUCCUAAUGGAGAAGUAGUGGAGCACAACGAAGACAGCAAGGACCGAACGAUUAUGCUCAUGGGUUCCUCAGCUCAGAAAAUCUCCGUGAGGCUGAAACCAGCUGUGGUUCAUAAAGGUACACAGACUGAUCUCGUACUGCUGGCUGGUGAUGUAUGUCGUAAGCAGAGAGAGAAGAAAGAACACAGGAUGCCAGAAAAUCCUUAUCUCCAGGUAGCCCCACCAUCCCCAUGUCCAAGCCCAAUUCUGGGCCGCAGAAAGGCGUAUGUUAAAUGGGAAAACAAGGACUCCAGCCAGAAGAUGAAGGAGGAGCAUCACAGCUGCAAACCCUCAUACCAGGAACUUGAGCAG
Eurypyga helias (sunbittern) is the source of this 2191-nucleotide messenger RNA. It is a transcript of the gene RASGRP1, whose product is annotated as RAS guanyl releasing protein 1 (calcium and DAG-regulated). Gene Ontology annotation, molecular function: guanyl-nucleotide exchange factor activity; calcium ion binding. The transcript is spliced from 15 exons. Gene Ontology annotation, biological process: Ras protein signal transduction; positive regulation of GTPase activity. The annotation marks the transcript as partial. The record is from RefSeq and is a predicted model, not a curated record. Gene Ontology annotation, cellular component: plasma membrane. NCBI's taxonomy places the organism in Eukaryota, Metazoa, Chordata, Aves, Eurypygiformes, Eurypygidae.